This is a messenger RNA of Fusarium coffeatum, 288 nucleotides long. RefSeq lists its product as uncharacterized. The transcript has 3 exons. The coding region runs from base 1 to 288 and encodes 95 amino acids. Gene Ontology annotation, biological process: negative regulation of ATP-dependent activity. The record is from RefSeq and is a predicted model, not a curated record. Gene Ontology annotation, cellular component: mitochondrion. Lineage: Eukaryota; Fungi; Ascomycota; Sordariomycetes; Hypocreales; Nectriaceae. Gene Ontology annotation, molecular function: ATPase inhibitor activity.
AUGCUUCGCACAUCUUUCCGCCAGACGGCCGCCUUCCGGCCCAUUCGAUGCUUCUCUACCACUCCUCGCGUCAUGUCCGAGGGUGCUACUGGAGCUCCCCGCGCUUCCGGAGGCGGUGAUGCUUUCCAGCGACGUGAGAAGGCUAGCGAGGACUACGCUAUCCGCCAGCGUGAGAAGGAGAAGCUCAUUGAGCUCAAGAAGAAGCUCCAAGAGCAGCAGCAGCACCUUGACCGUCUCUCCAAGCACAUUGAUGAGAUCACCAAGGAGCAGGGCGGCGAGCAGCACUAA